UGAAAAAAAAAAAAUAUGAAAAAUACAAAUCAAUCGGGCGACGGCAAAACAAAGCACGUUUUUUCAAAGUGCCAAGAAGACGCCACCGGAUCGGACCUCCCCUCUCUGUUUCCUUCAACUUUUCAACGUCCCCCACACUCCCUAUAUAAACAGACACAAUUUUAUAAGUUACGUGCUGGUUUUGAAAAUAAGCAAAUAAUUAAGACGAAGAAGAAGAAGAAGAAGAUCAGGAUGGAUCUAGAAUCUAUAUCAGAGGCCACUUCAGGAGCCAUAGGGUCACUGUUGAGCACCACCAUUCUGUACCCACUUGACACCUGCAAAACCAGGUACCAAGCUGACGUCAGAGCCAAUGAUCAGGCCAAGUACAGGAACCUCUCAGAUGUAUUCUGGGAAGCAAUAUCCACUCGGCAGGUUCUUUCACUGUAUCAGGGUCUGGAAACAAAAAACCUGCAAUCCUUCAUUUCUCAGUUUGUUUACUUUUAUGGGUAUAGCUACUUCAAAAGAUUAUAUCUGGAAACCAGCGGUUCUAAAUCAAUAGGUACAACAGCAAACUUGAUCCUUGCUGCUGCUGCUGGGGCUUGCACUGCCAUUGCCACCCAGCCUCUGGAUACAGCAUCGUCAAGGAUGCAGACAAGUGCCUUUGGAAAAUCCAAAGGGCUGUGGAAGACCCUUACAGAGGGCACCUGGAGUGAUGCAUUUGAUGGUCUUGGAAUCUCCCUGUUGCUUACAGCGAACCCUGCAAUUCAGUAUACAGUGUUUGAUCAGCUAAAACAAAGACUCCUGAAAGGAAAACAGGAUAAAUUGGCCAAGGGCUCAUCCCCGGAAGCCCUUUCUGCCUUUUCAGCAUUUGUUCUAGGUGCAGUCUCAAAAAGUGUUGCUACCGUUUUGACCUAUCCUGCCAUCAGGUGUAAGGUCAUGAUCCAAGCUGCUGACCCAGAUGAUGACGAUAAAACCAAGGAAGCCCGCCCAAGGAUCCGAAAAACGAUUCCGGGAACUUUCAGUGCUAUAUGGAAAAGGGAAGGCAUUCCAGGCUACUUCAAAGGAUUGCAUGCCCAGAUCUUGAAAACUGUUCUGAGCUCCGCAUUGCUUUUGAUGAUCAAGGAAAAAAUUUCUGCUACUACUUGGGUUCUCAUACUUGCAAUCAGAAGGUAUCUAUUCCUCACAAGAGGCAGAGUAAAAAAUGCAUGAUUGUUAUUGUAUUGACAAGAAUAUGCAUAGUUCACAUGUAAAUUAGGUGAGGCUUUUAUUUAUUAGCUGAAACAGAUGUACUUUUAUAAUGGGAGAACCAAUUUUCUGCUAGGAUCUCUUACUGCUGUAAUAAAGUGUUCUUUAGCUAGAGAUAAAUCAUGGUUUGGGGAAGCUCAAACCUUAGAGCAAACUGUUAACACAGAAAUAAUGUAGCGCAGAAAUUUUGUUCUGCAAGAACAUCAAUGCAUAGUUAAAAAUUUGUUUUAUUGACUGGA
Molecule: messenger RNA, 1463 nt
Organism: Rosa chinensis
Lineage: Eukaryota; Viridiplantae; Streptophyta; Magnoliopsida; Rosales; Rosaceae
Product: peroxisomal adenine nucleotide carrier 1
Exons: 5
Coding region: 16-1188 (390 amino acids)
Biological process (GO): fatty acid beta-oxidation; ADP transport; transmembrane transport
Cellular component (GO): peroxisomal membrane
Molecular function (GO): ADP transmembrane transporter activity; ATP transmembrane transporter activity
Source: RefSeq, a predicted model, not a curated record